CGUUUCUUGCCUCUUCUCGCGAGAAUUUAAAAAAAAAAAAAAUCUCCCGAUGAAAGUUGAAUGAAGAGUACAAAAUAUUUAUCUCGCGAGACCUGUGAGCGGCCAUCUUGCGCUGCCCUGACAGAUUCUCCUAUCAGGGGUCACAGGAACGCUAAGAUUGGUCUCUGGAUCUUCGCUGACCAUGCUGUCCCGGAUAGUACUUUCUGCUGCCGCCACAGCGGCCCCCUCUCUGAAGAAUGCAGCUUUCCUAGGUCCAGGGGUAUUGCAAACAACAAGGACCUUUCACACAGGGCAGCCACACCUUGCCCCUGUACCACCUCUUCCUGAAUAUGGAGGAAAAGUUCGUCAUGGACUCAUCCCUGAGGAGUUCUUUCAGUAUCUUUAUCCUAAAACUGGUGUAACAGGACCCUAUGUGCUUGGAGCUGGGCUUAUCUUGUAUGCUUUAUCCAAAGAAAUAUAUGUGAUUACCGGAGAGACCGUCACUGGGCUAGUAACAAUAGGGAUAUAUAUCUUUGGAAUUAAAAAAUUUGGUCCUUCUGUUGCAGCAUUUGCUGAUAAACUCAAUGAGGUAAGAACCAUAAACAUUAUUUCCCUACAAAAUAAUGAAUUAUGGAAUACCAGAAUAGUGGAAUCCAAUAAGUGUUCCUUCAAGUGUAUAAACAAUAUUCGUUUCUUAAUUUUGCUGCAGAAUAACAUUGCUCUGACUAUGGAGGUUAGUUACCGGCAACGACUGCAUAUGGUUUAUAAGGAAGUAAAGAAUCGCCUGGACUAUCACAUAUCUGUGCAGAACAUGAUGCGUCGAAAGGAACAAGAGCACAUGAUAAAUUGGGUGGAGAAGCACGUGGUGCAGAGCAUCUCUGCACAGCAGGAAAAGGAGACAAUUGCCAAGUGCAUUGCUGACCUAAAGCUGCUGGCAAAGAAGGCUCAAGCACAGCCAGUUAUGUAAAUGUAUCUAUUCCAAUUGAGACAGCUAGAAAGUUGACUGACUAAAUGGAAACGAGUUUAUUUGACAAAAUCUUUCUGUAUUGGUGUCUACUGAAGUUAUGGUUUACCUCUCCUAAAAAUGAAAAGUUUGUGUUAAAUAGUGACAGAACGAAAUCUCUAUCGGCCAGUCAACUAUUUCUCGUCAUUCUUACUCUGCAUUUGAGUUAUUCUAUGAUCACUUCUGUAUAAGCCUUUAUAAAAACUUGCUGCCUGACUAAAGAUUACCACGUUGUAGUUUAAAUUUGUAAUUAAUUCUACCGUCUUGCAAUAAAGUGACAAUGACAUGAGGUUUUUCAAGUUGUGUAAGUCUCUGAAAUACUCAGCUUUUGUCAUAUAGGUAAAAAUUAAAGAUGUCAUUGAACUACUGUCUUGUUGAUGAGACCAUCCAGUGGUGAAUUAUUUCUGGCUGAUAUGAGAUAUGUAAAGCUUUGUAGUACUCUUAAAAUAACUAAAUGGAAUAUUGUAUAUCAA
Molecule: messenger RNA, 1455 nt
Organism: Cebus imitator (Panamanian white-faced capuchin)
Lineage: Eukaryota; Metazoa; Chordata; Mammalia; Primates; Cebidae
Gene: ATP5PB
Product: ATP synthase peripheral stalk-membrane subunit b
Exons: 7
Coding region: 182-946 (254 amino acids)
Biological process (GO): proton motive force-driven ATP synthesis
Molecular function (GO): proton transmembrane transporter activity
Source: RefSeq, a predicted model, not a curated record